CCACCACCGCCAGCCAACCAACCACUAUGCCACUGGCCCACCCUGUUGGUUAUUGGUCCAGGGCCGGCUAAAGCAGACUGCGAACCGCAGAACACACCGCCCCUGAGCCCGAUGCGAUGCACCGCAGCCACUCGGCUCUCAGACCACGUCAACUCCACGCGCUCGCGUGCAUUUUCGGGUCGCAGGAAAGUUGUGAUAUAUUUAUUAUUUUACGAGUCUUUUUUUUUAGUUUUGCUCAGCCGGUUGAGAGCAACUUCGGCGCUGCUGCUCGAAGUCAAUGUUGCCGCUCUUGUAAGUUGUUGCGGUUUCAGCUUUUCUUCGAAUACAUAAUCGUUAUUAGAAUUUUAUUCCGCAUCCAAGGGGGACUCAUUGCGCACACCAUGCCAUUGUCUCGCUCCAUCUCGGUGACGUCGGUGGGCGAGUGGAGUCUGGAGCAGAGACCUCACGAAGGCGCCGUGCUCUUUGAAGUCGCGUGGGAAGUCGCGAACAAAGUCGGCGGCAUCUACACGGUGAUCCAGAGCAAAGUGAGGCAGACGAGCGUGGAGUGGGGCGACAAUUAUUUCCUCAUCGGCCCAUACUUCGAGCACAAUGUGCGCACCGAGGUGGAGCUGGGCGAGCCGACGAACCCUGCCGUGCGCCGAGCCAUGGAGGCCCUCGACAACCGCGGGUGCAAGGUGUACUUUGGCCGCUGGCUGACGGAAGGGGGCCCCUCUGUGGUGCUGUUCGACAUCGAGAGUGCCCGGCACCACCUGGAUCAGUGGAAGGGCGAGCUGUGGGAGGCGUCGAACAUCGGCGUGCCGUGCGAUGACCGGGAGACCACAGAAGCCGUCCUCUUUGGUUUCCUCACAGAGGCGUUUCUCAAAGAGUUUGCAGCGCAGAGCGAGGAGCACCUGCCGAUCGUGGCUCACUUCCACGAGUGGCUGUCGGGCGUGGGGCUGCUGUUGUGCCGCCUACGACAGCUGCCCGUGGCCACGGUGUUCACGACGCACGCCACGCUGCUCGGGCGCUAUCUGUGUGCCGGCAACACCGACUUCUACAACAACAUGCAGCACUUCGACCCCGACAAGGAGGCUGGCGAGCGUCGAAUCUACCACCGCUACUGCAUCGAGCGCGCGGCGUCGUACUGCGCCCACGCCUUCACCACCGUGUCUCGCAUCACGGCCUACGAGGCUGAGCAUCUGCUCAAGCGCCGGCCAGAUUUCAUCACCCCCAACGGCUUGAGUCUCAAGAAGUUUUCGGCGACGCACGAGUUCCAGAACCUGCAUGUGCUCAGCAAACUGCGCAUCCAGGAGUUCAUUCGGGGGCACUUUUACGGGCACAUUGACUUCGACUUUGAGAAAACACUGUUUUUGUUCACGGCCGGGCGAUACGAGUUCACCAACAAAGGGACGGACUUAUUCCUGGAGGCACUCACUCGGCUCAACUACCGCCUGCAGACGUCCCUCAGCGAUGUGACUGUGGUGGCUUUCCUCAUCAUGCCGGCACAAACCAACAACUUCAACGUGGAGACGCUGAAGGGGCAGGCGGUGCGAAAGCAGCUCUGGGACACGGCUAACACGAUCAAAGAAAAAUUUGCAAAGAAGCUUUACGAGUCACUCUUGAUGAGUGAGAUUCCAGACAUCAGUCACUGUCUGGAUGGGGAGGAUGUUACGCAUCUGAAGAGAGCAAUAUUUUCUGCACAGAGACACCUGCUGCCACCCGUGUGUACUCACAACAUGCAGGACGACAACAGCGAUCCCAUCCUCAACACGGUGCGCCGCAUCGGCCUCUUCAACAACCGCAGCGACCGCGUCAAGGUCGUCUUCCACCCGGAAUUCCUCUCCUCCGCCUCUCCACUGCUUCCCAUGGACUAUGACGAGUUCGUCAGGGGCUGCCACCUUGGGGUCUUCCCCUCUUACUACGAGCCCUGGGGCUACACGCCUGCCGAGUGCACAGUGAUGGGUAUCCCCAGUGUGACCACCAACCUGUCUGGGUUCGGCUCCUUUAUGGCGGAACACAUCGCCGAUCCCACAUCCUACGGCAUUUACAUCGUGGACCGGCGCUUCAAGUCACCCGAGGAGUCGUGCGAGCAGCUCACGCGCUUCCUGUUCAGCUUCUGCCGGCAGUCGCGGCGCGAGCGCGUGGUGCAGCGCAAUCGCACCGAGCGCCUAUCGGACCUGCUCGACUGGAGGUAUCUGAACAAGUUUUAUGCACAGGCCAGACACAUGGCACUGGCCAAGAAGUUUCCGGAAAGUUUCACUUAUGAUGCUGAGGAAACUGAACUGGAGGAGGCUGGAUUCCGCUAUCCUCGCCCGGCCUCCGUGCCGACCUCCCCGUCGGCCUCUCUGCGCUCAAACUCCUUCCUGAGUGAGAGUGAGAAUGGCGGCGGUGAAGAUGAUGAGGAGCGCUACGACGAGGAACAGGAGGCGGAGAUUGACCGCAUCAACAUUCGGCCGCCCCAAAUGCUGCUGGAGAGACCACCCCGCGAACGGCGCAAGGCUCGUAAAACCGGCGUGCGGCCCAAGGCGAAUGCAGCGGCGGCACGGCAGGAGAGCUGACGUACUGGCUUGUUCCAAUGACCUGGGCAAGAUUGGCAAUUGUUGGCAUUGUUGACGUCUCGUGCUCGUGGUUGGCAACUCCUAGACCUUUCAUGCCAGGUGUGGUUCGGCUUUAAAAUGUAAUUUUACGGAUCAUCGCUCGCGGUGUGAAUGGUUUGUUGAUGCCAUCGUUUUGUUGGGGAGUCUGGCAUGUGAUGGCUUUUGCGUUACCCAUUCCCGCUGUGUGUGAUGUGCGAAUCUGAAAACGUAGUCACCCCGAUGGAAAGACUGAUUUAUUUGUAACUUUUGUUUUGAUUCUAUCGACAUUUACAUUAAGAGCCUAUAUGUUGGUAAAUGAGAUGUCCUGCAGCGUGUUUUUUUGUAGUGAAAAUUCUAUUUUCUGGUCCACUUUGUGAUGAUUUAUUUGAAAUUUAAAUUUGGAGCUGUGUGGAGGAGGCAUCAAUGUUCACAAUGCUAAACGAUCAACCUAACUCAAUCCUGAGGACUACCCCGAAUCGUAUAGAUUUGUCAGCCAUCCACUUUUGCACUUUGCAUGAGUUACAUAUGGAUAAACAGGCAGUCAUGUGAAGCACCACCUGCUCAUUUGGAAAACCCAAGUGGCUCAAUAUCCCAUUCACAGGAUUAUAGGAUGCUCCGGAAAUUAAUAUGAAGAGACACUACGAACGUAUGCUCGGUGUCAAUAAAGUUAUACAAAUCUGGUCAUACAUACCCCGACUGAAAUUAUAAGAAGCACCCCAUAACGCUUCUAAAAGAGGGGGAGAAGGUGCGUCUUUUCAAUCAGUAGCAUAUGGUUGCUUCAUGGUCUUUGUCAGAACUCUGAGGUUUACACUUUAGUAAUCUAAUCCACAAAUCUCACAGAAUUUCAGUUACAAGUUAAGUUGCAGUGUUUUAGAAUUGGAAUUUAAUAUAUCCUAACAUGUGCUAAAAAUGUUCACGGUAAAAAGAGCAAAUUUUUUUUAUGUGAACAAGGCAGGCUGGGGUACAUAUCGUAAAACAAAUGCAUAUGUUUCUAUCUUUGCCAAGACAUUUCACUUUUGCAUGGUGUUUUGCACUUGGAUGAAAUAAAACAAAUCCCAUA
Messenger RNA from Lethenteron reissneri (Far Eastern brook lamprey), 3615 nucleotides. Its product is annotated as glycogen [starch] synthase, liver-like. The record is from RefSeq and is a predicted model, not a curated record. Gene Ontology annotation, cellular component: cytoplasm. Lineage: Eukaryota; Metazoa; Chordata; Hyperoartia; Petromyzontiformes; Petromyzontidae. Gene Ontology annotation, biological process: glycogen biosynthetic process. Gene Ontology annotation, molecular function: alpha-1,4-glucan glucosyltransferase (UDP-glucose donor) activity.